Molecule: messenger RNA, 4173 nt
Organism: Anolis sagrei ordinatus
Lineage: Eukaryota; Metazoa; Chordata; Lepidosauria; Squamata; Anolidae
Gene: TAFA5
Product: TAFA chemokine like family member 5
Biological process (GO): G protein-coupled receptor signaling pathway
Molecular function (GO): G protein-coupled receptor binding; receptor ligand activity
Source: RefSeq, a predicted model, not a curated record
GUCCAUCGCGCAGGCUCGCCUCUCGGGCAUGCUCUUUGGUGCCCAGGCAGCCCCCGCUUGGAAGUUGCUCAUCGAGGGCAGGUUCGAGCUUCCCAAAGCUAGGCGCAGAGAAGAAGAGCGGCGGGAAAGAGAGAGAGAGAGAGAGAGAGAGCCAAGGGAAGGAGGGGAGGGUGCCUGAAAGCCGCGUCCCUUCCCUCCCCCUCUUCCUCCCUUCCUCCUCCUCUUCCCUCCCUUUUCCCCCGUCGGAUCCAGCCAGUGCUUGGCUUGCUUUCUGCGGUGGGGAAAAGCACAGCCAUGGAGGAGGCAGCGGCAUCAACAGCCUCAUCCUCAUCAACCUGUGGGCUGCUGUAGUCGCAAUCCUGACUGAGGAGAGGAGGGAAAGAAGACCCCCAACCUCCUCUCUGGCUCCUCCUAAAGAGGGGAGAGAAAAGAGCCAAGGAGGGAGGGAAUAAGGAGAGAAAGAGAGAGAGAGAGAGAGAGAGAGAUGCCGAUGCCCCGGCGCCGCGUCCAGCUGGCACCUGCCUGGUCCUGGGAUGAAAGGAUUAAUUGAAUUGCCUUGAACGGGAGCGAGGAGGAGGAGGAGGAGUCUUGAUCGCCGUCGAAAGGGAGCUCCCCAAAGCAUCGUCGUUGGAGGCUUAUUAUUUUUUCUCCCCAAUUUCCCGAAGCCAAAGGGGGAAAUCAGCCUGGUGAAGCCGCCAUGGGGUGCGGGCUCCUUCCGCAUUGGUUUCCCUGCUGAACUGGAGAAGAGGAGGAGGAGGAGGAAGAAGAGGAGGAGGAGAAAAAGCCAGCCGCAAAACAGCACCCCCCCUCCUUCCUUCCUUCCUUCCCUCCCUCUCUCUCUCACUUUCCCUGGAGCCAAAGAGGGAGCGAUUGCGCAAUUCUGCUCCCCUUUUUCCCACGUCCCUGUCCUCUCCCCAUCACCCCAACCCCAACCCCAGUCUCCCCCUCUUUCUCUUCCUCUUCAGAUGCGGCUCAACUCCUAAGGAGACAGAAAGCUGAUUCAUGGAGCCCCGAGCCGGCUUCCUCUUCCUCCUCUCCUUCCUCCUCCUUUUGAAGAGCAGGAUGCUGCCGCUGGAGACUUCUUCUUCGCCCUGACCUCCUCCUCCUCUUCCUCCUCCCCCUCCCUCCCCCCACCCACCCAACACAAGGGGGAGGGGACCAUAAAAAGCCCGCUCCUGCUCCUGGCCCUUUGGGUGCCCCCUUGCCUCCCUCCUUUUGCCUCUCUUGUUUUGGAAAGUGUGGCUCCUACUGGCUGGCUCUCAGACCCGGGAAACCUUGAUGCCUCGCCGUGGUGGAGACCCAUUGUGUGACUUUCUGGCUAUCUGCUGAGUUUCUCCCCGAGAUGCAGCUCUUGAAAGCUUUAUGGGCACUAGCAGGAGCAGCGAUCUGCUGUUUUCUUAUCUUUGUCAUCCACUCCCAGCUCCUUAAAGAAGGUCAAUUGGCUGCAGGUACAUGUGAAAUUGUUACAUUGGACAGAGAUAGCAGUCAACCUCGAAGAACUAUAGCUCGACAAACAGCUCGUUGUGCAUGUAAAAAAGGACAGAUUGCCGGUACAACGAGAGCAAGGCCCGCCUGUGUUGAUGCACGCAUUAUAAAAACAAAACAAUGGUGUGAAAUGCUUCCAUGUUUAGAAGGAGAAGGCUGUGAUUUACUAAUCAAUAAAUCAGGCUGGACCUGUACGCAACCAGGUGGACGAAUAAAGACAACUACGCAUGGCUAUGGUGACAAAAACUACUCUGAAUAUAAUUGCAUUUGGAGUCAAACUUCAACUAUACCGAAUGUACUGAACAGCUUUGAAAUAUGAAUAUAGUUAAGGAGAAUAUUACCCACCUUUGAUGUCUCCUGACGAAUGCAACAACAGAGACGCCUUGUAGGAGUUUUUAGGCUCUGUGUGGGCUACAAUUCCUCGUCAAGUUUCACUGCUGUGGAUCAUCGUUCAUUAUAUGUCAUCCGUUCAACUGUCCCUUUCUCUGUGUUUCAUCAAAGACAACAUACUUCUAUGUUAUGAGCUAAAGUCUGUUCUACCAUACUAAAGAGCACUGGACUAAGGAAUCAAGUUAUUAGAGAAAUGCUCGGGCAUUAGCAAUACAAAAACAAUAAAACACAUUCACAGUUAACGUCUCAUCUGCGUUGUGUGCCACUGCUGAACUUGAUCUGUGGUGAUGUUUUAAUCUGAAGAGUUGACUCCACUCGAGAGAACUCAUCCCAAUCAGCCUUAGAGAAGACUGUUUUGUCUGUGAGGGGACACUGAGGUGCAGAGGACAAUUUCUUCUCAUGCCCUAGACUGCCUGAAUUGCUUUUAUUUUCUUAUGUUUCAGUAUAUACAAUAGACCAAAGAGCAAAAUUUAUUUUAAAGUGGACACAAUGUUACUGUUAACAAAGUUAUUUGAAUUCAGCAGUAUGGGGACCACCAUGCACGAAUUCCGCUCACCCAGUGCUGCAACAUCACUUUCCAGCCAAUGUCUUUAUGGAACACUGCAGAAAAAGCUGGAACUGCUCUUGGAGGAAAGUACACUAGAGAACACAAGGGAACAAGGAGAGAAAAUGACCACUCUUCAGCAAGAAAACAGAACUUUGAUUGAAAACAACACAAACUGUCUACAUACCACCUUUACUCCUCUGUGCUUAGAUUGACUUCUCGUACUAAAAAAUCAUUUUGAGUUUAACCAGUUCAACAUGCCUCUUCUAUGGUUCCAUUAUUUUAUUUUUAUCGUUAAAAGUUGGAUAAUACAGUAUUUGCAAAGAGCAUGUUUGGUCAUAUGUGGCCUAUGUCUCAUCUGAUCCACCAUUUAGCACCAGAAAGCAAAUCCAAGGGGGGGAAAGUAACACUUGUUUGAAAGAGAUCAUUAAAUGUAUUUUGAAAAGCCUAAAGUUAUAUAUUUAACAGUUUUUAUAUGUUGUAUAUUUGUAGAAAAUCCUAUUUAACAAUUAACGUGGUAACUCUGACAGUCAUGACACAAAUGGGCUCAGAGUUGAGUUGUUGUUUUUAUUACUUCAGUUGUCUCUGAAGUGACUGGUGUAGUUUGCUUUCUUCCAUUGGGACAUUCUGGAUGUAAAGCAUGACCAGAGAGGACUCUGUAGAAAAAGCAAAGAAUAAUGUUGUUUAUAUUACAUAAAUGCAUUCAACCAUUGCACUGUUGGAAGGCUUUCUCUCUCUCCCUCUCUUUCUCCAACUUUUGUCUUUUUCAUUUUUCUUUGAGGGGCGGUAGAUUUUUAUAUACCAGUAAAACAAUGUACAAUAUCUUAAUGGUUUACUUUCUAUAUUAAGUUCUGUUCUUCCUCUCUUUUCCCCUCAUUUUGAAUUUGGUAUAAAGGUAAGCUUACUCCUUGAUCAAGAUGUAGGUGGCUUUAUGAUUUUUUUAAAAAGCUCUCAUACAUUAGAAAGCCCUUUUGUUCAAUAUGAUAGGAUAGUGAAAGUUAAAGAUGAGUUCUAUAUAAGAAACAACAAAAAAGAUCAGGAACCUCCAGAGUGGUAUCCGCUCCCAUCUACAAGUCUGGCUGACAGUGCUAUGAGAACAACAACUGGGCUUUUCUCUUCCCUCCCAAAAAGUAUUUGCCAAUAUUAAACUUUUCCCUAAUAUCCACUGUAGUAUACUACCUAAAUACUCCAAUUAACUUUUAGUAUUAUGCUAGUUCUGUGCUACUAAAGAAAAAAAAUAUAUAGAGAUUGUUCAAGCAACCAUAGAUGAGAGGUAUGAAAAGGAAGUUCAUUAUUUAAGACCUAUCCCAAUUUUCUAGAUUAUUUUAAUGCACAGGUUGAGGAAACCAUUAAUUAUGGGUGACAGUGUCUAUGAAUAAAACAUUUGCGUAGAAGGUCUUAUUUCAUCACAAGGGUUUUGAUCAGUGUCCAAGUAGCAAUUAAAGCCCAGCCACGUGAAAAGUAUUAUGAACUGCCAGCAGUAUAAAUGACCAAUGUCCGACUUAAGGUGUCAUGCAAUAAAUGAUGGUAGAUACUUCAACUGUAUUAUAAGAAUUGGAAAGCCAGAUCCCUCACUCCACUCACUUUCUCUUUUGUUACAGUUUUAUUUAAAUUUUUUUGAAGGGAGUGUAGUAGCCUUAUUUAGUAAAUACUGAACAAAAAUUAAAAUGUUUCAACAUUUUUGUUGCUUUACAGUAUUCAGUUUUGUGUUGGUUCAGCUAAAUUAUGAAAAAAUAAAGAAAAUCCUUUUAUAA